Suillus subaureus is the source of this 2034-nucleotide messenger RNA. Its product is annotated as HCO3 transporter family-domain-containing protein. Gene Ontology annotation, cellular component: fungal-type vacuole; plasma membrane. The coding region runs from base 63 to 1823 and encodes 586 amino acids. NCBI's taxonomy places the organism in Eukaryota, Fungi, Basidiomycota, Agaricomycetes, Boletales, Suillaceae. The record is from RefSeq and is a predicted model, not a curated record. Gene Ontology annotation, molecular function: solute:inorganic anion antiporter activity; borate efflux transmembrane transporter activity. Gene Ontology annotation, biological process: transmembrane transport; monoatomic ion homeostasis; monoatomic anion transport. The transcript is spliced from 8 exons.
UGUAAAUUUAUAAUUUCCCUGACUUCAACGUCCAGCCUUUCCUGUUUCUGUCUCUGAUCCCUAUGACUUUGUACAGAAACCAAAUGCCCAUAAAAGUUCGGCCUAUGGAAGAACAAGCAAAAGAGUCACCUGGAUCGAGUACCCUCUUACAAAAUGCUGCUACAACUCGUCAAACUCCUUCUGUCCUUCGUAAACUCGGGGCGGGCAUCAUAUCAGACGUCCGCGCUCGCACUCCUUGGUAUUUCAGUGACUGGACAGAUGCAUGGAAUUAUCGAGUCAUUCCUGCGACUGCCCUCAUUUUCUUUGCAAAUGUUCUACCUGGCAUAGCAUUUUCGCUAGACUUAAUAGAGACGACCCAGCAAUACACAGUUGCUGAGGUCCUUAUAUCCUCCUUCAUGGCUGCGUUUGUGUUUUCCGUAUUCGGCGCGCAGCCGCUUACAAUCGCGGGCGUCACUGGACCGGUCACAGUUUUUAACAAGACGAUAUAUGACAUCAUCAACAAGUAUCCCGAUGCACCAAAUUAUCUGCAUUUUGUGGGUUGGGUUUACCUUUGGGCUGCAAUCAUCCAUUGGGUAACGGCCAUUUUGAAUUGGUGUAAUUUUCUGAAAUAUGUCACUCUGUUCUCUUGCGACACCUUUGGCUUCUAUGUUUCCUGGGUGUAUCUCCAAUACGGAGUACAAGUGAUCGCUCGACAAUUCAGUGGGGAUUUCGAAGGUGCUUUGGUGGGUAUCAUCCUUGCCCUCCUGAUGCUCGUAACGUCAUUCUUGUUCCAACGCCUUUCGGAGACCACGUUAUUCCAUCGUCAUAUCCGUCGUUUCUUCUCGGAUUAUGGAAUGCCCAUCUCCCUUAUUGCGGCUUCAGGCAUGGCAUACUGGGGCCGUUUUGGUGCUUCUAAUCCUACUACGUUACCAGUAGGCGGUGCGUUCCAGGCUGCCAAUGGAAGAGCGUGGCUUGUCAAAUUCUGGGAGCUAGAUGGGAAAUGGGUCGGCAUCGCGCUUCCCUUUGGAAUAAUUCUUUGGAUCCUGUUUUUCUUUGAUCACAAUGUCUCGUCCCUGAUUGCUCAGGGUUCGCAGUUUCCUUUGCGGAAGCCACCCGGUUUCCAUUACGACUUCUUCCUUCUCGGUAUCACAACAUUCAUGGCAGGACUCAUUGGGGUGCCAGCACCCAACGGACUUAUACCUCAAGCACCUAUUCACACCGCCUCCUUGCUCGUUAUGGGAAAACCUCCCCAGAAAAAUAUAGAUGAAGAGCAGAUCACCAGACCAUCCUCGCAAUCUGACCAUGCUUCCAACGGUGCAGUUAUAAAAAUGGAAGAGUCAUUUGACUAUUCCGUCAGUCGGCGAGAAGCCCCUAUCGCCGUUGUUGAACAACGAGUUUCCAAUCUCGCCCAAGGUUCACUGUGCCUUGUGCUACUUACCGGUCCGUUUUUGCAUAUACUGGGUCUCGUCCCAAGAGGCGUGCUGGCUGGCCUGUUCUGGUUCAUGGGCGCGGAUGCGCUCAAGGGUAACGGAAUCACUAUCAAACUCCUGUACCUCAUACGCGACAAGACCCUCACCUCACCUGAUGACCCACUGCACAAAGUGAGGAAAUCCCGGCUAUUGAUGUUUGUGGCUGUCCAACUUGUGGCCUUCGGAGCGACAUUCGCGGUUACUCAGACCAUUGUUGCUAUCGGCUUCCCGGUCAUAAUUUUACUUCUUGUUCCUCUUCGAACCUACGUGAUUCCGCAGCUCCCCUUCACACAAGAAGAACUUUCUAUCCUCGAUGGUCCCACAGCUUCUCCAUUUACGAUGGAAUCUGUUGGCGGAUCUCUACACGCCGCUUGACCGUUCUCAACUGCUCAUUCUCUAGCUGUCCAUUGCUCUCGUGUUUGAUGCUGAAGUACUAUAUUGUUCUCCAACGAAUUCCCGUUUAUUGUAGUCAAGGUAAUAUUGCUCUACGUUUGUAGACAGUGCGUACUGCGUGCGUUCGUUGUACAGUCUAGAUGUACGUAUAAGAUGAAUCUUCGUUUCGUGCCGGUUAAGGCAUUGUGAAUGC